UCUUCCUCGCUGCCUCUGCCGCAGCCGAUCUGUCUGCCUAGGGGCGCUCCCACUCCUAGACUUUGUUCCUGUUUCCUUCGGCGCUGCUCGCCAAAGGCCCUGGUUGCCAUGGUGAAGGAGAAAGUGGCCCACCCUCAGGACCCUCACCACCCGUCAGAGAAGCCUGUCAUUCACUGCCAUAAAUGUGGGGAGCCGUGCAAGGGUGAAGUGCUUCGGGUCCAGACCAAACAUUUCCACAUCAAAUGUUUCACCUGCAAAGUGUGUGGCUGUGACCUGGCCCAAGGGGGCUUCUUCAUAAAGAACGGAGAGUAUCUCUGCACCCUGGACUACCAGAGGAUGUAUGGCACGCGCUGCCAUGGCUGCGGGGAGUUUGUGGAAGGAGAGGUGGUGACCGCCCUGGGCAAGACCUACCAUCCCAACUGCUUUGCUUGUACCAUCUGCAAGCGCCCGUUUCCACCCGGUGACCGAGUCACGUUCAAUGGGAGAGACUGCCUUUGCCAACUCUGUGCACAGCCGAUGUCUUCCAGCCCUAAAGAAGCCUCCUGCUCUGGCAAUUGUGCUGGCUGUGGACGAGAUAUCAAGAACGGGCAGGCGCUCCUGGCUCUGGAAAAGCAGUGGCACUUGGGUUGCUUUAAAUGCAAGGCCUGCGGGAAGGUCCUCACCGGGGAGUACAUCAGCAAGGAUGGCACUCCGUAUUGCGAAAAGGACUACCAGGGGCUCUUCGGGGUGAAAUGUGAAGCCUGCCACCAGUUUAUCACCGGCAAGGUCCUGGAGGCAGGUGACAAACAUUACCACCCUAGCUGUGCACGAUGCAGCAGAUGCAACCAGAUGUUCACAGAAGGAGAGGAAAUGUAUCUUCAAGGUUCUACCGUUUGGCAUCCCGACUGUAAGCGAUCCACCAAGACCGAGGAAAAACUGCGGCCUACCAGGACUUCUUCUGAAAGCAUUUAUUCGAGACCAGGCUCCAGUAUCCCUGGGUCCCCAGGUCAUACUAUCUACGCAAAAGUGGACAACGAAAUCCUGGAUUACAAGGAUUUAGCAGCCAUUCCCAAGGUCAAGGCAAUUUAUGACAUUGAACGUCCAGAUCUUAUUACCUAUGAGCCUUUCUACUCUUCGGGCUAUGAUGACAAACAGGAAAGGCAGAGCCUGGGAGAGUCUCCAAGGACUUUGUCUCCUACUCCAUCAGCAGAAGGGUACCAGGAUGGGCGGGACCGGAUGAUCCACCGGUCCACCAGCCAGGGCUCCAUCAACUCCCCUGUGUACAGCCGUCACAGCUACACUCCAACCACGUCUCGCUCUCCCCAGCAUUUUCACAGACCUGGCAAUGAGCCAUCCAGCGGCCGGAACUCCCCUCUCCCUUAUCGGCCAGACAGCCGCCCUCUCACUCCAACUUACGCUCAGGCCCCUAAACAUUUCCAUGUUCCAGAUCAAGGGAUCAACAUUUACCGAAAACCACCCAUCUACAAACAGCAUGAUGCAGCUGCCUUGGCAGCCCAGAGCAAGUCUUCAGAAGACAUCAUCAAGUUUUCCAAGUUCCCAGCAGCCCAGGCUCCAGACCCCAGCGAGAUACCAAAGAUUGAGACGGACCACUGGCCUGGUCCCCCCUCACUUGCCGCCAUAGGAGCUGACAUGAGACGCAGAUCUAGCGGCAGAGAGGAAGAUGACGAGGAGCUUCUGAGGCGCCGGCAGCUGCAAGAGGAGCAAUUAAUGAAGCUCAACUCGGGCCUGGGCCAGUUGAUACUGAAAGAAGAGAUGGAGAAGGAGAGGGAGAGCCGGGAGAGGUCCUCCCUGGCCGCCGGGCGCUAUGAUUCUUCCAUCAACUCAGCUUCACAUGCUCUAUCAUCGAAAACCUCAUCUCUCCCAGGCUAUGGGAAAAACGGGCUUCACCGGCCUGUUUCUACAGACUUUGCUCAGUACAACAGCUACGGGGAUGUCAGCGGGGGAGUGCGAGACUACCAGACCCUCCCAGAUGGCCACAUGCCUGGAAUGAGGAUGGACCGGGGUGUCUCCAUGCCUAACAUGUUGGAACCAAAGAUAUUUCCAUAUGAAAUGCUGAUGGUGACCAACAGAGGGCGCAGCAAAAUCCUAAGAGACGUGGACAGAACCAGGCUAGAGCGCCACUUAGCCCCAGAAGUGUUUCGGGAAAUCUUUGGAAUGUCCAUCCAGGAUUUUGACAAGUUACCUCUUUGGAGACGCAACGACAUGAAGAAAAAAGCAAAGCUCUUCUGAGUACCCCACAUAGACAGCAAUUAGAAAAAGGACUGACCAUGGCGGUGACACAUAGGAUGUUGUAUUAAGGCCCAAACUUGAUUGGAGAAUUUGCAAACUACUGUCCCUCGGCAACAACCAAAAGGGAAAAUCUGAUUAAAACGCCCAUGAGCCAAAUGUUGGGCCAGCCCAUGGCAACAUUCGCCCAGAAGCAGUGGGGUAGAAAUGUCUGUGUUCCCACACCCUCGACAAUAGUGUUCACGUGUGACCUUUUUCCAUCACCUUAUGUGCACAGCAGGAGCUACUUUCGUUUUCUUUCAACUGUUAUUCGAUAAUAGUGUGACUGUAUGGGUAAGAGCCAGCAAGUGCCCUUAGGAUGCCGCAUGGACAAAAGCAGUUGUAAUGCUUCCAAAGUACUAGUAUAUUUAUUACGUAGCGCCCCGGCUGAGAAGGAAGAGCCCGAGGGAUAGAUCCACGUGGCAGCAGCCUUUGCCCUACCUUUCCUCACUGGCCUCCUGCAGCCCUGCCUGGGCUUCAGCAGGAGGGAAAGCAGAAUCGGGGGCCCCCCGGCAGCUCUGUUGCAAUAGCCACCAAAGUCAUUUUUAACAUGCUCUUUGUCCCCUACUGUUUGCUAGGACCUGAUUGGCAAAUUACUUAGCCUAUUAGUCAAAAGAAAAAAGAAUUAAGAGAAAGAGAGGAAAAAGGAGUGAGUGAAAAUUCUCCUUAAACCCUUUUCUACUUCAGCAAGUGUGCUCCUCCCCACCAAGGACAGGACAUGUCUCAGCCCCGCAGCCCUCCACUCUGACAAAGGAAGGGAAGGGGGAUGGGCUCCAGAUUGGCCCAGUUGUAUAUGCUGUUAGGGGAGUUUUGUCCAAAGGCCACAGCAGUCUUGAUCAAAAACAAAAGCUCUGUCUCCUCUCAGUGCAUGUUCUCCCACCCAGCAAACUCUGCCCUCUAUCCGGCAUAUCCUCUAAAUCACAUCCAGCCCUCGCUGAUUUGGGAUUUUUUUUUAAAGGUCUUUUCAGUAGUAGGCUAAAGAAAGGCAUGUUUUUCUCUUUGAAAUCUCUGCACCUCCGAGGUAGAUUGCCUCAGACUGAUUUAAUUUGGUCUUUUGAGCUUUCUUUCUUGCCGAGCUCUGUUGACUUCCUGGUUGGCACGUGUGUGCUUAUGUGUUUUUCACUCACCCGGGGCAGUUUGGAGGGUCUGCACGUGCUUUUCAAUUCCAUUCCUGCUCAAAUGUUUGUCCCGCUGAGCUGCAGCUCCUCAGGAACGUUUGCACAGGUGCACGUGACUCCAAGGUCAAGAGGGAGGCUAACUGCAUCCCUGCCACCAGGUCCCCUGUGGAAGGGUGUUGGUGGUUAGAAGCCAGCAUAUUCUAUGACAGAUGUAGCUCAAGUCAGCAUCAGACCGAAGACCGCAGACCUAGGAUCAGACUGCGUGUAGACAGCAGAACAUCUCACCAGAGUCCUCAAACUCAGUAACACAAGAUUCACACCGGAGCCGAAGAUGACCCCAAAACUUGGCAUUUGAGACCCCACCAUGGUUCCUGAAAGCCUCUGGCUGAGACUCAGACAGGACGUGAGUCACACGUAGGAGGUUGUCACAUUUAUUCUCAUGCUCUGGGGCUCUGUUUAAGAAUUUAAACUCUAUUUUAAAGCCAAAGAAGAAAACAUCUGAAUUCACCUGCGUAUGCCACUAAUCACAAAAGCUCAGAAAUUCUUCCCGCUGGCACCGAGUAUUAGAAUGAGUUAGUAGCUGACACCAGUUGGUAAAAAGCAAGCAGAAUAUUCUUUCUGACCUUGUGCUGCAGACCUAACUUGUGACACACUCUAGCAACCGGGUGCUGUAGUGAAUACUGCAAUUGCUUUAUAGUAUUCUGUGCGUUUCCCGAGGGAAUCUGAACCGUCCUGACCUUUGCUAGACACUGAAUGUUUGAGGACUGUUCUCACAAAUACGUACGUGUGUGUGUGCGUGUGUUGGACCUACUAACAUAUUUAGCAAAUGGCUCUGAUGAGGUAGAUGUGAGGAGACCAGCUCCUCCUUGGACUGAAGGCAGACUGCAGCCCACAGUGUCGCCCCUUCAUCUAUCCGUUGCCUCUUGCUUCAUUCAGUGCAUCCGCUGUCCCACCUUCUGUGACCUCUCCUGCAUGGGUAGCCUGGGCACGACGCCUGUGUGUCCUAAUCCUUGCUUCGCUCUGGCACAGUGUGAGAGGUGAGGGCCAUGGUGUAGUCCCAAUGUUCCCCUGCCACGACCAAUAACAAGGAUGGCCAAACGUAUCCGAGGGCUCGGCUGGAGGAGAGGUUUUUUUUUUCCAUCGGCUAAUGAGUUAUAAUCCACGUACUUGCAGAUUAAAUGGCAGUGUAAGAAAAAUGGCGAUGAUAGUUAAAGAACUGAGCCCUAAAUUUGCCGCCGCUAAUGAAACUCUACUUUUCUUGUAACUUUUGAAUUCAGUUUUGCAUCCAUCUUGGGAGGGGGGUGGGAAAUAGCUUCUUUCCAUAUCAAGUGUAUGAGCUAAUUUAAACUACACCGUGCAAGAGGGCCUUGCCAGAAAAUGCCAGUAGCUUCCUGGCUGCAAGCAGAGCAGUGCUGUGGUCUAGGGAAGGGGGCGCUGGGAAGGCAGAGUGGGCUUUCCAACCCCACACCCCAGCAGAAGGCUCCAGCCACUGGCAUGGGUCACAGGGCAACCUGAUUCUUCCAACUGCCAAAUUGCAUCAGUGGGCUACAACGCCCUAUGUGUUUUGUUGAACUGGGCUCAGCAUGCUUGUCCCGAAAAUGUCCAGGUCACUACACAGGAAAUCAGUGUUCUCUGCUUGAACCCUGCCCCACAUAAAAAAAUCCAGUUGUUAACACAGUCAAAUUAAUGAGGAUUGUUUACUCUAGGAAAGGAAGUAUACACAUGGUAAGCUUCCCUAGUGCAUACAUAAAGGGCUACAUUUUUGAGCAUUGGGCUUACUAGUGAGUCUUGAAGCAUAGGCUGAUUGCAUGAAGAGGCCUCUAGGAUGACCUGAAAGUCAGUGCUUCCUUUAAAGUUUCUUCCAAAAAAAGCCAGGAUACCAUUUAGUCUUCUGGUGUGAUUUAUGUUGAGAUAUAAAGAGCGUUUGGAAACUUGUCCAGCUCGCUAGGUAUCUACAUUUUGGUUUGGGUUCAUUAUGAAAUGUUCUUAAUGUGACUCCUUCAAUAACAAAAGAUAAACUGCCUGUUCCCUGAAACCUUGAACAGAAAAGCUAGAGACAAUGGGUAAUAAGGUGCAAAGAAAAAAAAAAAAAAAGUAGUUUCUAUCUGUCAUGUCCUCUAGUCUCCCCAGUUCUCCCCAACUCUCCAUUCUGUUGUUUCCAAGCUGAGUUUCCUCUUCCGAGGUGAGGCUGGAACAACACUCUUUUCAACUCCUAUCCCCUCCAUCUGGUGAUGUCAAUCAACUCCACUUGGAAAAGUCUUGCUAGAAAUGUUUCUAAAACUUUCAUCUAAUUUCUUUACACUUUAAAGCAAACACCUUUUUCUAAAGAAUUGCUUCUUAGAUAAUUAUACAAUAUAUAUAUCUAUGCUUUUGCAAGUUUAAAAAUUCAGAUGAACCACUUUUGACUAGGUAGGUCUUUCUAAAAAACUCUUUAAAGCAAACUUGAUGUUAGCGUUCUCUUGCAUGUUGAAGGGGCAGGGGACCCUCCAGGCUGUGGGCUCCCAGAGCCCUCUUUCUGACUGUCAGGAAAGAUGGUGGAAGGAAGAUGAACUCUGUGCCAUCAACCCUUCUGCAUCCUCUGCAGCAAGCUCAGUUUUUACAAAUCACCUCAUCUGUAUUUCCGGUCACUGUUUUAAUCUACUUCCUAGGCCAGCCUUGAUUUUAUCUGGCUUGUAAAAUCAUUUUCCUUUUUAUAAACCAAGUGUUUGUCAGGAUGCCCUAAAACUCACUCAUUAGUACUCCCUUUUGAAGAACGUUCUAUCCAGAAAAAGAGAUCAUUUCAGGCUUGGGGUUCGUAAUGACACCUUGUAGUGGCAAUGUGCGUUAAGGGAACUACCCAAUUAUGUUGUAAUGAAAGAAGGAGAAACUUUGACUCUGGCAUUUUAAAAAAUCACUGUCCUUCUAUUUGCUGCCUGGCGAGUAGUGGGGAGAUGGUGACUGACACGCUUUGCAUAUGGAUCUUUGUAUUUUUCAUUUGGGGCAAGUUUCAUUUAUGGCAAACUCAAAAGGAAAGGGGGAGGUGGUCAGUUUAAGCUGAAAAACUUUCUAAACAAUAUAUGUGUACACAGCAAAAUUAAACCCAGUCUCUUCUGACGCUUAGUGUAAUUGAGUGGCGAUUGUUAUCAUUAAAUAAAAUUCUUCCCAAAAGAGUAUCUCCCAAGAGUGACGAUGCCAUGAGUCGCUUUCUGAGCCCGUUUGCCAAAGGUAGAGGAAAAGACUGCAUCCGCUAACAUUCAGAAAGGCAAUGAGCCACUUAGUGAUUGUAUAUGUGUAUGUUUCUUUACCCUACGGAAGAGAAGACGAAUGUCCGCAGGAUUGGUGUUCUUUUGGGGU
Messenger RNA from Physeter macrocephalus (sperm whale), 6716 nucleotides. RefSeq names its product actin binding LIM protein 1 (gene ABLIM1). Gene Ontology annotation, molecular function: actin filament binding. NCBI's taxonomy places the organism in Eukaryota, Metazoa, Chordata, Mammalia, Artiodactyla, Physeteridae. The record is from RefSeq and is a predicted model, not a curated record. The coding region runs from base 109 to 2229 and encodes 706 amino acids. The transcript is spliced from 23 exons. Gene Ontology annotation, cellular component: stress fiber; actin cytoskeleton. Gene Ontology annotation, biological process: cilium assembly; lamellipodium assembly; cytoskeleton organization.